Messenger RNA from Pyrus x bretschneideri (Chinese white pear), 984 nucleotides. Its product is annotated as G-type lectin S-receptor-like serine/threonine-protein kinase At4g27290. Lineage: Eukaryota; Viridiplantae; Streptophyta; Magnoliopsida; Rosales; Rosaceae. Gene Ontology annotation, biological process: recognition of pollen. The transcript is spliced from 3 exons. The record is from RefSeq and is a predicted model, not a curated record. Bases 1 to 984 code for a protein of 327 amino acids.
AUGUGCUUGCUUCUUUUCUAUUCUUCUUUGCUACUCGUUGUUGCAGCAGUAUUCUCCAUAGCUGAUGAAGCACAAGUACAUUUCAGUCCAUUAGAGACGGUGAUACUACGGUACGUGGGGAUAUGGUACAAGAAGAUAUCUGUUACAACCAUUGUAUGGGUUGCCAACAGAGACACACCCAUCCCUGAUUUGUCUGGCGUUAUGAGGUUCACCAACCCCGGAAUACUUGUCUUUAAUCACAAUAAGUGCACAGUUUGGUCCUCCAACACAUCAAGAACUGCACAGAAUCCAGUGGCACGUCUUUUGAAUUUGGGUAAUCUUGUCGUGAUAGAUAGGAGUGAUGAUGCCCCUGAGAACUUUCUAUGGCAAAGUUUUGAUUACCCUGGUGAUACAUACUUACCAGGAUAUGCAGAAAAAUUUGUGAGGGAGGGUUCGGUCAUAAAAUUUUGGUCUGGACCAUGGAAAGGAGUCCGGUUCAAUGGAAAGCCUCAGUUAAAUCCAAACCCUAUAUACACAUACAGUCUGGUUUCUAAGCCUGAUGAAAUGUACUACAGUUACAAGCUUCGCAACAGCUCAAUCCUUUCGAGGGUUGUGUUAAAUUCAGAUGGACUUGUGUGGCAUUAUACAUGGAUUGAUAGAACCAAAGGUUGGUUUCUUUACCUAACAGCCCAAAUUGAUAAUUGUGACAACUAUGAAUUCUGUGGUGUAUAUGGUGCAUGUAACAUUGAAAAGUCCCCGGUAUAUAGCUGUUUGAAGGGAUGUAUACCAAAGUUUCCGAAAGAAUGGGAUUUGGUGGAUUGGUCUCAUGGAUGUGUGAGAAAGACUUCUCUAAAUUGCACUGGAGAUGUGUUCCAAAAGUACUCGGGGGUGAAAUUUCCUAGCAUAGAACAAUCCUGGCUUAACAGAAGUAUGAACCCCAAGGAAUGUGAGAUGGUGUGCAUGAAGAACUGCUCCUGCACGGCUUAUACAAAUUUGGAUAUCUAG